Molecule: messenger RNA, 670 nt
Organism: Argiope bruennichi
Lineage: Eukaryota; Metazoa; Arthropoda; Arachnida; Araneae; Araneidae
Exons: 4
Coding region: 225-554 (109 amino acids)
Source: RefSeq, a predicted model, not a curated record
UGAAAACUUUUAGUGCGAUCACGGCUUUCCUCUGAUAAAUAGCCAGCGUAGUUUCAUUUCAAGCGCAAAAAUAUUUCCAACUUUUGAUUAACUUUUAUUAAUUAAUAUUUUCAUUAGAAUCUGUUAAAAAGAUAAUCUGAAAGAAAUUUCUGAUUUUGAGCGUUUAAACUUGACCAGAUUGGAUUCAUAAUAUUGGGCUUGAGAGCUUCAUUAAAGACACAGAUAUGAGAAUGGGGAGUUGGUUCACAGGAGCAGUGGUGUGCGUCAUGUUUGCCCAUUCUCUUUCGUACGAGGACAAACAGAAACAUCUCCUUUCUUCGGCGAAUCUCCAAGACAUGGGAUUACCAAACUCUAUCCCAGCAUCUUUUUCCUAUUCUUAUUUCUUGAGUGCUCUCAGUGGUCUCCUGAGGACGACACAGAGGAAAAGAACGGUCACAUUUCUGUCUUCUCAAACAGCAAUGGGAAUGGAUCUGACUGAUUACCUUUGGAAUAAAGCCCACGAAAAACACCGCGCUAUGGUGCUCCAGAGAAUGAUGAAGAACGGAAAAAGAUGAAUGGAUGGUAACUACAAGAAGAAAAAUAGAUGGAAGUAGUCUUCAAUUUAAAGAAUUCAAGAAAUGAAAUGAACAUCUGUCUGAGAAGAAUAAACUUAAUAUAAAAAAUUCUUACU